Messenger RNA from Cyphellophora europaea CBS 101466, 1251 nucleotides. RefSeq lists its product as uncharacterized. The record is from RefSeq and is a predicted model, not a curated record. Gene Ontology annotation, molecular function: acetyl-CoA C-acyltransferase activity. Gene Ontology annotation, cellular component: peroxisome. The transcript has a single exon. Gene Ontology annotation, biological process: fatty acid beta-oxidation; phenylacetate catabolic process. The coding region runs from base 1 to 1251 and encodes 416 amino acids. Lineage: Eukaryota; Fungi; Ascomycota; Eurotiomycetes; Chaetothyriales; Cyphellophoraceae.
AUGACCUCUCCCGCCGCCCAGCGUCUGGGCAUGCUAUCCUCCCAACUCUCCUCACCCUCCCUCAGCGGCCGCGAGCGCGUCCUCGCCAAGAACCCGGACGACAUCGUCAUCACGACGGCGAUCCGCACGCCCCUCACCAAAGCGCGCAAAGGCGGCCUCAAAGACACGCCGGUCGAUGCCCUCCUCACCUCGCUUCUGACUUCGAUCCGUGAGCGCAUGAACUUCCCCGCCUCCCACGUCGACGACGUCUGCGUCGGCAACGUCCUGCAACCGGCCCCCGGCUUCGCCGCGCGCUCCGCCGUCCUCGCCGCCGGCUUCCCCGUCGGCACCUCCGCCAACGUCGCCUCCCGCUUCUGCAGCUCCGGCCUGCUGGCGAUCCAAAACGUCGCCACGGCCAUCAUGGCGGGCGCCAUCGACGUGGGUAUCGCGGUCGGCAUUGAGUCCAUGUCGCAGAACGCCGACAAGCCGCCUCCCAUGUCCGACGUCGUCUCCAACCACCCGAUCGCCAGGGACAACGUCAUGCCCAUGGGCUGGACGAGCGAGAACGUGGCGCGCGACUUUGGCAUCUCGCGUGCCAUGCAGGACGCCUACGCGGAGAUGAGCCACAACCGCGCGGAGCGCGCGCAGCGCGAAGGGUGGAGCGCCGACGAGAUCGUGCCGGUGCGCACGUCCAUCAAAGACGCCAAGACGGGCGAGACCCGCGAAGUCACGGUCGAGCGGGACGACGGGAUCCGGCCGGGAACCACCAAAGAAGGGCUGGGCAAGAUCAAGAGCGCGUUCCCGCAGUGGCAGCCGGCGACGACGACGGGCGGCAACGCCAGCCAGAUCACCGACGGCGCGGCGGGCGUGGUGCUGAUGCGCCGCUCCAAGGCCGAGGAGCUGGGCGUGCCCGUGCUGGGCAAGUACGUGCUCAGCACGACCGUGGGGCUGGAGCCGCGCAUCAUGGGCAUCGGGCCCAGUUUCGCGAUUCCGAGGAUCCUGGAGAGGACGGGCCUCACCAAGGACGAGGUGGAUCUGUUUGAGAUCAACGAGGCGUUUGCGAGCAUGUACGUCUACUGCGUGGAGAAGCUGGGGCUGGAUAAGGAGAAGGUCAAUGUGAGGGGUGGGGCCAUUGCGAUUGGGCACCCCUUGGGCUGCACGGGCGCGAGGCAGGUUGUCACGGCGCUGAGUGAGCUGCGGAGGAGAGGGCAGAAGGUCGCCGUCACGAGUAUGUGUGUUGGGACGGGCAUGGGUGAGUUGCAAACCGAUUGA